UGAGUUUUACUGUACGUACUGUUAAUUCAUUGGUUCUAUACCUAAACAGUCCUGCUAAAAGUGAUGGAACUAUGUAUCUAUGGGACAUAAAUUCUGAUGGUCUGGCAGUAGAUGCUGAGAAAUAUUACUUAAAAGAAUUCAAAGAAGAUAUAAGUAACUGCCAGGCAGAAUAUGUCCAUGUGAUAGUCGAUCAAAGCUUCUCGGGAAAUAUAGCUGACGCAUUCAAAAACUCGAAUGACCAUCGGAAUGUUGUGGUAUUUGCUAGUGGAAAAGAUAAUGAGUAUGCAUUUGAUGAUGAGUUUACACGUCACUGGGCAAUAGCUAAUCAUACAACGGAGUGUACUUGGCAGGUACAAAAGCAAAUCAAAAAUUUAGCCAGCAAAUCAAACCCAGAAAGCCAUGAAGGACAAAGGGGAGAAGUUAGAACGACAAUUUUUGGAGCACCUUGUCACGUUAUUCCGCCAUUUUCUAAUCGUGAACUUCGUCAUGAUUACUUGGGUUGUCAGUCUCUCCCAACAGCAUUGUGGAUAAAAAAAUUGUUUUCAGAUAAGAAUCCGUGGCGGUAUUAAUGACGUAAUACUAUCGUACACAGCAAUGAUAUGAUAGGGUUAUAUUUUUUUCUGAUAUCAAAACAGAUGAUCUGCUUCAAUAGAUUAUGACACAAACACACACGAAGAAAAUUCGACGUUACAACCACUGGGAUUUUGUCGUCGAAAAUUUACGUAGUCCUUAUUAACGUUUUAGUAUAAGUAUCAUGCAAUGUUUGGAUGUUGAAUAAUUUGUUUAUAGUCCACAGUAAAAACAAAAGCAUCUUUUAAAUAUACUUAAACGUACAUUUAAUGUUUUACACGUAUUUGUUUCCAUUUCUAUUAUUUAAAAAGCUCAUUUGUGAACAAUAUUGAUUUGAAAUUUUUGUGUCAUUUGCUUGUUUGUCAAUUUAAAAAAACACAGUGCAGAGACGAUUUAAAUCGAUAAAACUGAAAUCGGUUACAUAAAAUAAAAGGUAGUGUUGAGGAAUUUUUCGUGCUGGAAAACAUCAAACAACCAACUAAAGUCUAGAAGACUUUUAUCAAUUGAUAAAAACUUAAAAUUUUUAAUGCGGUUUGUAAUCAUUCCAGUUCAAGAGACACAAAACAUGUAACGGGUAUACGGAAUAACUUUUGUUGCAAAAGAGAGUCAUGCGCUAGUGGCAUUUGUUUAACAGUAGAAUGCAUAGCGUUUCAUUGCAAAGACAACUGUGUGUAUAAAGAUACAUACAAUAGAUGACUGGCAUAGUUACAAUCGAGAUGCGAGAUUAAAACAUUGCAGCGAGAUAAGUAAAGUUAACAGACAGAAUGCAGGCAUACUGCAGAGGGCAUGCGUAGUUACAAUGGAAAAUGUUAGUAUUGGUUUUAUUUAAACUAACAAAGGAGAAGCAUGCACCUACAAUGGUUACGCAUAUAGUAACAACAGCAGGUGACAUAGAUAGGACGGAGAUUAACAGCGUAUUGUAACGGGUACAUAGUUGUGAUGAAUAAACGGGUUGUGAUUUAUGUAAUUCUUGUACAUAUAGAACUAUUUAUAUGGUAUUGUUUAUAGAUAUUGUUGUACAUCAUUGAAUUGUCCAUUUUUACAUUGUCAUCAAAAUCAUGUAUUGUUGUACUAUUGUUAUCUAUGAAAAUAAAUACUCUGUCGAUA
This is a messenger RNA of Mytilus californianus (California mussel), 1677 nucleotides long. RefSeq lists its product as uncharacterized. NCBI's taxonomy places the organism in Eukaryota, Metazoa, Mollusca, Bivalvia, Mytilida, Mytilidae. The record is from RefSeq and is a predicted model, not a curated record. The coding region runs from base 72 to 569 and encodes 165 amino acids. The transcript is spliced from 3 exons.